GGGCCAGCGAGAUGCGACUAUCGAAACUCGAGUUGAGCAGCUUCCUACAUCGUGCGACAUGAUGGACGCAGUCUCAUUGAUCUCAAAAUGUAGACUACUUUGCCUGUCAGGCGCAGAACUGCCUAGCGAGCGUACUCAAGCCCGAAAUUUCAGCUUGACAAAAAUCCUCAUAAUGCGUUCCACAAGAAACAAAACUCUCACCAGUGCAUUUAGUCGAGCAUGCAGGAAGCCCUCAGCUGACACUUCCAAGCAAACCGUGCCUCGUCUGCGAUAGGUAUUCGACCAGGCCAAAAUCAGCCGACCUGCACCUCUCAGUCUUUGCCCAGGACGCAGCUUGAACAUGUGGCAGGCGCGUGGCGCAAAUACGAGGCAGACCGGUCAGCUCGCUUCAGGCUCGACACAACCAGGUUCUGAGUAUAUAUGGGGAGGCCGAGGGCAGCGAAUUGCUAAUCCACGGCCAACAGAAUACUCCUGACAGGCAGUUCCAAGAUCAAACAGCUCUAAAUCUCUACCAUGGCGGUCGCCGUCACAGACAAGCACGUCCCCUCGGACUCCCUCUCCUUUCAGCCUCAGGUCAUAUCCUCCAGCGUCCGAGGCCUAGUCACACCCUCCGCAAUCAGCACAACUGCUAAACCUCUCGACCUGCCGGAACUCCGCGCUGCCAUCGAGAAGUAUGCUCCAAUCCUGAAAGUCCAUCCAGACGAAAAAUACGUGUGCGCCUCAGUCGAAGACUUUCUCUCACACUGCACGCUCGUCGACAAAAAGUCGCCCGUGCGCGUCAAAAGCCCAUCACUGACCCAACUGCCUGAACAUGGCGAGGAUCACCAGUUCUACCUCGAACUCGACCCGUCCGGCAAGCCAGGGACCUUCUCCACGGCAAAGGCCUACGUCCACGCCUUCUGGCACCCCGGCAUCCCCUACACAGACCUGCAAUUCUGGUUCUUCAACAGCUACAACGGUCCUGGCGCAUUGCACGUCAACGGCCUCAUGAUGGACAGCAUCACGAGCUCGGGCGACAUCGACCUAGCCCCCAUGGGCGAGCACGUAGGGGACUGGGAAAUGGCCAUGGUCCGGAUCGACAACACCACGCGGAAUCUCGUGGCGAUCUGGCUCAGUCAGCACUCGCGCGGCCAGUUCUUCAGCCUCGACCAGAUCCCUCAGGCAUUCACGUUCGAAGGAACGCAUCCAGUCAUCUACUCCAGCCGCAACGGCCACGCGAAUUACUCAAAGGCAGGCAGCAAUCCAAGCGAGUACCGCAAGAUUGGAGGCAUCCCAGCCGGUCUGGACUUCUUCAUCCGCAACGACACCGGCGCCGGGAAAUUGGCCCUGGACUGCUCGAAGAAGUACGAGCUCGUCAGUGCAGACUGGUUGCCAAUUCCGACGCCAAAGUGGGUGAAUUGGCCGUUCCGUUGGGGUCCAGAGAGCACGUCAACUCACCUGAACCCUGUGGCAGUCGCGGAAAUUGUGCGAGAUGCCCUUGGACCGGAACUGGCUGCAUUUUGCCCGAUUAGUGCGUUGACUGUGCUUGCGGGAGAGAUUCUGCCUCACUUUGUCAAAGGGGACAUUAAUGGCCCGACCUCACCCGGGAAGCAUGGGAGUUGGAUAGGUGUCUAUCCUGUGUACUGAUUGACAGCUUCCAAAGGUCAUGUACGUUGUAGCAUUGGGAUGAACGUGACGUGUCUGACUGGGUCGAUUUGAUAGCAUGAUGCAG
This is a messenger RNA of Exophiala xenobiotica, 1711 nucleotides long. RefSeq lists its product as uncharacterized. The transcript has a single exon. NCBI's taxonomy places the organism in Eukaryota, Fungi, Ascomycota, Eurotiomycetes, Chaetothyriales, Herpotrichiellaceae. The record is from RefSeq and is a predicted model, not a curated record. Bases 514 to 1626 code for a protein of 370 amino acids.